This is a messenger RNA of Priapulus caudatus, 2135 nucleotides long. RefSeq names its product EF-hand calcium-binding domain-containing protein 7-like. The transcript has 15 exons. Gene Ontology annotation, molecular function: calcium ion binding. The record is from RefSeq and is a predicted model, not a curated record. Bases 226 to 1992 code for a protein of 588 amino acids. Lineage: Eukaryota; Metazoa; Priapulida; Priapulimorpha; Priapulimorphida; Priapulidae.
GAGUCGGUUCCCCAGUCUUCUCGUCUUCAUCGAUUUAGAUUGAUGGAUUGACUCAUUGAGAACAAUAAAUUUACCGAUACAGAUAUAACUAGAAAGGUUUUUGAUUUACUCACCUAGAGUUCUGGAAGGAGACACCUAUCCGCGAUGCCUGGAUUACUUCAGCUUGAAUAAACUUCCAUGCAAAUACUACCAAGCAUAAAUUUUCUUACACUAUAACUGUAAACGAUGCAAAGGACUACUGGAAGUACUGGACAAGAUUUUAUGUUAGAGUGUAAAGCAGCCUAUCUGACAAUUAAAAAUUCAAUCGAAGAAAACCUGACAAGCAAAGAUGACCUAUACAGAGCUUUGCAGCAAACUGGUAGAAAUCCUUCUCAGAGAAUUGUACUGAAAUAUUGGGAGCAAGAAAAUGGUACAGUGUCAUUCAACAAAUUCUGCUCUAUUGUGAGGUCUGAGGCACCCAUGUCUGAAAACCAGCUGAUAAAUGCUUUCCGUAAAAUUGAUGUAAACCACGAUGGUUUUAUCAGUCACGAAGAGUUCCUCUCUGUUAUGACAACUAAAGGAGAACUGAUGUCACCAAGUGAAGUGAGGGGAAUUUUUCGCAAGGCAGAUAUCAAUAAAUACGGAAAACUUGAUUACAAAGAGUUCUGUAAGAUAAUACUGAAGACGGUGGAACAGUGUCAGUCAGUAGCUGUGGAGCGUAUGAAUGACAUGCAGACGAAGAGAGCGAGGCAUCAGUCUGGAGAGAGUCACUCAUCUGCUGUGAGUCAAGAUUCUACAGUCACUCUAGGAAAGAAGACACCUGAACCAAAGCCUAGACGAUUAAAAAGAACAGAAAUAAAUGUACAAGAUAUAAAGAAAGCAGCUGUUGCCAAGUUAAAAACGAAAGUUUCAAAGCCAUCAAAUUUACAGGACUGGUACCACCAUAAAAGCAAGGGGAUCUUCUACCUGGAGGAAGAUAGCACCGUUGUUAACCAUCACUACAUCCUCAAACUGCCAAGGUCGUCGAGUGUGUGGAUGACAAUAGAACCAUACAGUCCCACAGCAGAAACUGGAGAAAAAACGCACCCAACAAUCGACACAGCUCUCUACAUACUUAGACUAGAUGGGGAACAUGCAAGUACUCUUGUGACGUGCACAGAGAAGCGAGACAAAAAGGGUGUUUACUAUGUGCGGGUGGACCUGGAUUCUGGGAAGUAUUUGCUGCUUCCCUUCACUACGGGUUGCCGUCUCAGGCCACGCCUGCGACAACCACACACAGAGUCUCGACUGGUGAGGAAAGACAAGGAGAAAGUGCAGCUGACAAAGGCAUUCCGGCAGGCAUUAACAGAGAUCUUCGACAUGUGUGACCAGGAUGACAAUGGCUUGCUCAGUAGAGAAGAGUUCAGCUAUUUUAACUUGCGCACAAGUGGAGAAGAACUUGCAGAUGACGAGUGGACCGUUGUUGAAGAAAAUGUUGCUCUACAAAUGGGUGAGUUAACUCAGCAGGGCUUCAUAGCUCUGCACCAGAUGGAAGCAGAAGAUAACGAAGGCAACACAGAGGACUUGUGGGUGACCUUGAACACCAUUGGCUACAAUAAGAAUUUGCAGCUAGAUGAGGCUUGCCCAUUCAAGCUGAAUGUUUAUCUGGAUGAGUGUAAGGGAGAGCUUGUCACCAACGGAUCACUGACAACCGAUUUACGAUUGGAGGAGGCCAUAUGUCAGUUUGCUAACACCAGAGGGAGUCACCAAGUAUUAAACAGUGAUGAUAGCGUUGCACUACUCACCUACAUGUGUGAUACAAGAGUAACGCUAGUUGUUCACAAUAAGUCUUCGCAGACUGUGACGGUACAUUUAGACUGCAGUGAAAGUACAAACUGUGUAUCAAACCACUCUUCGCUGAAGCACCAGAUUACUGUACCACGAAAUAAUUUCAAGAUUGGUAUGCAUUUAAUGCCAGAGGAUGAGAAUUCCGAAUGGAACAUCAACACUGCUUGUAGAAUCGUGGGACCAUAAUAUCAUGAUAAAUGUGCCAUGUCACUAUCCUCAGCGUACAUCAACACAGGUUAUGUAUGCGGAUUACUUUUUAGCUCGCCUUGACAUUGUCAAGAUGAGCUAUUGCCAUAGGGCGUUGUCCGUCGUACGUCCGUCCAUCCGUC